AAGCACAAAUCAAAGGCACUGAAAAGUUGAAUUUAGUUUUAUUAAACCAAGCAGGUCAAAUAACAAGUUUAGAAGUUGUAUAAGGUACUCCAUCUAAUUAAUAGUGAUACUUUGAAACAAACGACAUUAAACAUGAGUGGAAACGACAAUGUAUUAAAUGCGGCCACUAUUUUGCCGUAUUAUAUUGAGUUUAAAGCAAAAAAGUUCGGUUUUAAGUCGAAUAGUGCGCCGAUCAGAAAUUUUCACAAGAACGAGGUCACCGAUGCGGUCUUUGAAUUAUGUGAGAAAUUUGAGCAUAGAUAUGCAAAGAGCUUUGAGAAAAGGUGCAAGGAAUGUGCGAAAGAUAACUUAACUCAGGAGGGUUAUUGGAGCAUUUUGAGUCAAUUGUUAGACAACGAUCUUAACUGGGGUCGCAUUAUAGUAAUAUUCGCAUUUGCUGGGGCAUUGUCGGUAGACCGAAUGCGGUCGAAUUGCCACGGGGACGUUGAGAUUAUCCAAGACUGGACGUGCAAGUUCAUGAAGAAACACGUAGAAAAAUGGAUUGCAAAGAAUAACGGAUGGGAUGGACUUGUGAAAGAAAAACAUCGGGAAGACGUGGCACGAAGGGAUAAGUUUCAGAGAAGCAAUAUUCUCGUGAAAAUGAAUGGACUGGUAGAAUUCAACAACAAACCAGAUGAGAAGCAGAAUGGUGGGUGGGGCUGUCUGUUUGUGAGCGUGUUCAUUGCCGCGUGCCUGCGAGUGCUUCUCCCAAACCAUUUCUAAGCCCAACGUUAAGAUCGCUGUUUUGAAUAUUGCUGUUUACUUGUGAUAUCGUGCAAGCCGUAUGGAUUUAUAUACAUGGCACCAAAUAGAUGUUAUAGUCUUCAUUUUCUGAACUUUAAUAUACAUGUUUAUAUUUUCAUUAAUCCAUUCCAUUAUUAUAUUGACAACUUAACUUGUUGUUUCAUCAUUUAAGAGAUGAAUGUUGUUGUUUUUAAAAGUUAAAUGUAUCGAAAUUAUAAAAUAAAAUAAAAUAAAGAG
This is a messenger RNA of Dreissena polymorpha, 1020 nucleotides long. RefSeq names its product bcl-2-like protein 1. The transcript has 3 exons. NCBI's taxonomy places the organism in Eukaryota, Metazoa, Mollusca, Bivalvia, Myida, Dreissenidae. Gene Ontology annotation, cellular component: mitochondrial outer membrane. Gene Ontology annotation, molecular function: protein heterodimerization activity; protein homodimerization activity. Gene Ontology annotation, biological process: regulation of apoptotic process; extrinsic apoptotic signaling pathway in absence of ligand; intrinsic apoptotic signaling pathway in response to DNA damage. The coding region runs from base 133 to 762 and encodes 209 amino acids. The record is from RefSeq and is a predicted model, not a curated record.